Molecule: messenger RNA, 372 nt
Organism: Caenorhabditis remanei
Lineage: Eukaryota; Metazoa; Nematoda; Chromadorea; Rhabditida; Rhabditidae
Exons: 2
Coding region: 1-372 (123 amino acids)
Biological process (GO): embryo development
Source: RefSeq, a predicted model, not a curated record
AUGCCUUUGGAAGACUUGAAGGUGUUGGAUAGCGAAAUUGCGAAUCUGGGGAAUCACCAGUUCUCUGAAACUGAUAUCAAUAAAUUCCUCCAUCACUGGAUCAAGGGAAACAGUAGGAAAUUGAGACGUCUUAAGCUGGAUGGAUUCAAAGAUACUCCUCAUUGGGAUAUCUUAUUGAAAGACAUAGUUUAUACGGAAUGGAAUCCAAAAGAGAGAGGAAGAUAUUACAAAUCAAAAUACACUGAUGAAGUGGAAACUAUUGAUUGUGAGAAUGGAAGGGAUUUCAAAAACAAGGAUGGACAGCUGGCUACUGUAGUUCACCAUUCGGAAUUCUUGGAUUUUUUUAUUUGGCAUGACAGAUUCACAGAAUAA